AAAAAGAUAAGGAAACACAAAAUUUGUUAUGUAUGAUUUAUCUUGGCUGGGGGUUAAAAUUCAUUUCCAGAGUAGAGUUCAGAGAAAGGAUGGGCUGCUAGUUGCUGGUUAAAGGACAAAGAAUAAGUUCCAGAACACGGAAGAGUGAGCAGGUGAAAUUCAACACUGGGAUCGGGAGUGUUUGAUUUGCUAAAGGAAAAUGCAAAGACGGCUCCUCCCUUCCAAGGAAACGAAACCAACAGCAGCCGAGGCUCGGCCAGCGGAAGAGAUAUAAGCUAAUAGGUCUGGGAGGCAGUUCUGUUGCCACAGGCUCUCCUGUCAAUGAUGGAGCUCAGAAAUACCCCAGCCAGAGAUCUGGACAAGUUCAUCGAAGAGAAUCUCUUGCCAGACACACAUUUCCGCAAGGAAAUCAACCAAGCCAUUGACAUCAUCUGUGGAUUCCUGAAGGAAAGGUGCUUCCGAGAUAGCUCCUACCCGGUGCACGUGUCCAAGGUGGUAAAGGGUGGCUCCUCGGGCAAAGGCACCACCCUCAGAGGCAGAUCUGACGCUGACCUGGUUGUCUUCCUCAGUCCUCUCACGACUUUUCAGGAUCAGUUAAAGCACCGGGGAGACUUCAUCCGGGAAAUUAGGAGACAGCUGGAAGCCUGUCAAAGAGAGGAAGUAUUUUCUGUGAAGUUUGAGGUCCAGACUUCUCACUGGGACAGCCCCCGUGCGCUGAGCUUCGUGCUGAGUUCACCCCGUCUCAGGAAGGGAGUGGAGUUUGACGUGCUGCCUGCCUUUGAUGCCCUGGGUCAGCUGACUGGCAUCGAUAAACCUAACCCUGAAAUCUAUGUCAAGCUCAUCAAGGAGUGCAUCUUACUGCAGAAAGAGGGCGAGUUCUCCACCUGCUUCACAGAACUACAGAGAGACUUCCUGAAGCAGCGCCCCACCAAGCUCAAGAGCCUCAUCCGCCUAGUCAAGCACUGGUACCAAAAUUGUAAGGAAAAGCUUGGGAAGCCACUGCCACCUCAGUAUGCCCUGGAGCUCCUGACGGUCUAUGCUUGGGAGAAAGGGAGCUUGAAUACAGACUUCAACACAGCCCAGGGAUUUCGGACGGUCUUGGAAUUAGUCAUAAACUACAAGCAACUCUGCAUCUACUGGACAGUGUAUUAUGACUUUAAAAACCCCAGUAUUAGACAGUACCUGAGCAGGCAGCUCAGCAAACCCAGGCCUGUGAUUCUGGACCCGGCUGACCCUACAGGAAACUUAGGUGGAGACCCAAAGGGUUGGUGGAAGCUGGCACGAGAGGCUGAGGACUGGCUGGAUUACCCAUGCUUUAAGAAUUGGAAUGGGUCCCCAGUGAGCUCCUGGACUCUGUCGACUGAAAGCAUCAGUGAGGACGAUGAGACCUGCGAUCCCAGGAUGUAUCAGAAAUAUGGUUACAUCAGAACAUAUGAGCCCUCUUAUUUUUCUCAAUACUCCAGCACAUUCCAGAAAGCAUCUACUCCACAGGAAGAAGAGAACUGGACGUGCACCAUCCUCUGAAUGCCAGGACAUCUUAGGGGAAAGGGUUCCAGUGUUAUCCGGACCAGCCCCUUCAUUUCCAGGUGGGACCCUUGAUCCAGAGAGGACAAAGGUCCUCAGUGAGCUGGUACACGAUCUGACAGAAUCCAGGUCUCCUGACCCCUGGCCUUCUAUGCCCUCUCUCCUAUCAUGGAUAACAUUCCCCACAGCCUUGCCUCACUCCAUCUAUUCUCUGAAAAUAUUCCCUGAGAGAGAACAGAGAGAUUUAGGUUAGAGAAUGAAAUUCUAGCCCUGACUUUCUUCUGUGCACCUGGUGGGAGGGUUAUAUCUAAUGUAUUAUCAAUGACAAUAAAAAUAAAGCAAAUACCAUUUAU
This is a messenger RNA of Sapajus apella (tufted capuchin), 1877 nucleotides long. RefSeq names its product 2'-5'-oligoadenylate synthetase 1 (gene OAS1). Gene Ontology annotation, cellular component: membrane; cytosol; nucleoplasm. NCBI's taxonomy places the organism in Eukaryota, Metazoa, Chordata, Mammalia, Primates, Cebidae. The transcript has 6 exons. The record is from RefSeq and is a predicted model, not a curated record. Bases 322 to 1524 code for a protein of 400 amino acids. Gene Ontology annotation, molecular function: double-stranded RNA binding; 2'-5'-oligoadenylate synthetase activity. Gene Ontology annotation, biological process: regulation of ribonuclease activity; negative regulation of viral genome replication; defense response to virus.